Morus notabilis is the source of this 2923-nucleotide messenger RNA. Its product is annotated as pentatricopeptide repeat-containing protein At3g49170, chloroplastic. The record is from RefSeq and is a predicted model, not a curated record. The transcript has 2 exons. Gene Ontology annotation, molecular function: protein binding; RNA binding; zinc ion binding. Gene Ontology annotation, biological process: RNA modification. NCBI's taxonomy places the organism in Eukaryota, Viridiplantae, Streptophyta, Magnoliopsida, Rosales, Moraceae.
GUAGGGGUAUAACAGGGAUAUUUUGGAAAAGGAACAGCUAAAGGUACUUCUGAGCUUUAUACCUUGCUGAAUUCCAAAAAGUUUCUUUUUUUUUUUUGUUUCUUCUUUUUCUUUUUCUUUUUCUUGUCUAUAAGUUGCUGAGCAGAGUCGAUUGAUGCUGGUGGGUCGAUGAUUGAUGACGAGCCUUGCGCUUAAACCAGCUUUACAGCCAAACCAAAAACUGUCGCCGAAAAGCUUCAAUUUUGAGCCACACAAGAGCCGUCUGAUCCACGACCUCAAUGUGGGCCGCCUCAGCAAAGCAAUCUCCACCCUUGAUCUUAUGGUCCAUAACGGGGCCCACCCAGACCUCCCCUCCUACUCCCUCCUCCUCAAGUCCUGCAUCAGGUCCCGCAAUUUCGAGCUCGGAAAGCUCGUCCACGCACACUUGGUGAACUCAAAACUCGACCUUGAUUCCCUCACUCUCAACUCUCUGAUAAGCUUGUACUCCAAAAAUGGCGACUGGGAAAAGGCCGAUUCGAUCUUUCGAAGCAUGGGGAACAAGAGGAACCUGGUGUCUUGGACUUCGAUUGUGUCUUGCUUUGCGAACAACGACUUGGGAUUCGAAGCUAUUGUUGCGUUUCUCGACAUGCUCGAAAAUGGGUUUUGGCCAGACGAGUAUUGCUUCGCGGCGGUAUUUAGGGCGUGUUUGGAUACGGGGGAUUUAUCCAUUGGCGAAACGAUUUUCGGGUUUGUGAUCAAAAGUGGGUAUUUUAAGGCUGAUUUGUGUGUUGGGUGUUCGUUGAUAGAUAUGUUUGCCAAGGGCGGCGGUGAUUUAAAUUCUGCGUAUAAGGUGUUUGAUAAAAUGCCUGAGAAGAAUGUGGUGACUUGGACUUUGAUGAUUACGAGGUUUGCGCAAUUGGGUUUCGCCAGAGAGGCUGUUGAUUUGUUUUUGGAUAUGGUGUUGAGUGAUCUUGUACCUGAUCAAUUUACUUUUAGCAGUGUUAUGUCAGCUUGUGCGGAGUUAGAACUCUUGUCGUUCGGAAAACAAUUGCAUUCGCAGGUAAUACGGCGGGGAUUGGCAUUUAAUCAUUAUGUUGGUUGUUGUCUGGUGGACUUGUAUGCGAAAUGUGCGGCUGAUGGAUCGAUGGAUGAGUCAAGGAAGGUUUUUGAUCAUAUGACAAAUCAUAAUGUUACGUCUUGGACUGCACUUAUUACUGGAUAUGUACGGAACGGUGGUCGUUAGCAUGAAGCUAUAAAACUCUGUUGUGAAAUGGUCUCUGGUCAUGUUCGACCAAACCAUUUUACGUUUUCUAGUAUUCUUAAGGCGAGUGCAAGUCUUUCAGAUUUGAGUACAGGUAAACAAGUUCAUUCCCUUGCGGUUAAACUAGGCCUUGCAUCUGACAACUGCGUCGGAAACUCGCUCAUUAGCAUGUAUGCGCAGUCUAGGCAGAUGGAAUAUUCCCGAAAAGCUUUUGACAACUUGUUUGAUAAGAAUUUGAUUUCUUACAACACGAUUGUUGACGCAUAUGUCAAAAGUUUCGAGUCUAAAGAAGCCUUUGAUCUUUUCCAUGAAAUUGAUGAUGUGGAGUUUGGUGCAAACGCUUACACAUUUUCUAGUCUCUUGAGCGGAGCUGCUAGCAUUGGUGCAAUUGGUAAGGGAGAGCAAAUUCAUGCUCGGACACUGAAAUCAGGGUUCGACUCAAAUCAAUGCAUCUCUAAUGCUUUGGUUUCCAUGUAUUCUAGGUGUGGAAACGUAGAAGCCGCUUUUCAAGUUUUCAGUGAGAUGGUUGAUCGGAAUAUCGUAUCUUGGACUUCAAUUAUUACAGGAUUUUCGAAACACGGAUAUGCAGAGAGGGCCUUGACGAUGUUCUACGAAAUGCUGGAGUCUGGUAUUAGACCAAAUGAGGUUACUUACACUGCUGUUUUAUCAGCUUGCAGCCAUGCCGGCUUGGUUUCCGAGGGACGGAAACACUUUAACACAAUGUACUCCAAACAUGGCAUAGUCCCAAGAAUGGAACAUUAUGCAUGCAUGGUUGACCUAUUAGGUAGAUCAGGAUUACUUUCCAAGGCACUUGAGUUUAUAAACUCAAUGCCUUUCAUGGCUGAUGCAUUAAUCUGGCGCACAUUUCUCGGAGCUUGUCGAGUUCAUGGGAACACAGAGCUUGCAAGACAUGCUGCAAGCAUGAUUCUCGAGCAGGACCCACACAAUCCCGCGGCAUUCGUUCUGCUAGCAAACUUGCACGCUUCCAUGAAUCAAUGGGAAGAAGUGGCUAAAAUCAGAAAGAGGAUGAAAGAGAGAGACUUGACUAAAGAAGCGGGUUCGAGCUGGAUAGAGGUGGAGAAUAAGGUGUACAAGUUUCAUGUUGGGGAUACUUCACACCCAAAAGCUAGUGAGAUUUAUAAUGAACUGGACAGAUUGGUCUUGAAAAUUAAGGAAUUGGGUUAUGUCCCGAAUACGGAUUUCGUGCUUCAUGAUGUGGAAGAGGAGGUAAAAGAGCAGUAUUUGCUUCAACACAGUGAGAAGAUAGCAGUGGCUUUUGGGCUUAUCAACACAACAAGAUCAAAACCAAUCAGAAUAUUUAAGAAUCUCCGUAUUUGUGGGGACUGUCACACUGCAAUUAAGUACAUAUCGAUGGCCACGGGGAGAGAAAUAGUGGUGAGAGAUUCAAACAGGUUUCAUCACAUCAGGAAUGGGAAAUGUUCCUGCAUUGAUUACCGAAUCACAUUGAAGGAAAUGGCACCUCGCCGUAGGCCUGCUAAUCAACCAGCACAACAGAAUCAGGGAUUUCUGGAUGCCAUGUAUGCUGCCUUUCAAGGCAUGGCCACAAGAGCUCGAAAUGAGUGGCCGGUUAAGGAUAGGAAGCAAGGGUACUUUCAGGAAUUUAGGCAUGCGCCUAUCCCCUCGUUUAAUAGUGAGGGAGGACCACAUGAAGCAGAGUUCUAG